AUGUUGACUCAAAUAAUUACAGGAAAUGCCUUGAAUUUCAUAGGUAUCAAUAGUUUGGUUAAAACUACAGCAAUUUCCACCAAUAACAUUUUAUUCAGAUACUUAUCUACCACGAAAAGAUCUGUUAAAGAUAAAAAAUUAACUUUAAAUCAAUUAAAGAAACAAAAGUUGAAGGAAAAUGGUCCAAAGAGACCAUCAUCGGCAUAUUUCAAAUAUUUUAUGUCCAUCAGAGAUGAUUUAGUCAGAGAAAAUCCAAAUGCUAAAGUGACAGAAAUUGCAGCGUUAGGAGCUAAGAAAUGGAAUACUCUCAAUGAUUUUGAGAAGCAAUCUCUCAGAGAUAAAUUUACUAGAGAAUUGAGAGAGUAUCAAGUCGCUAAAGGUAGAUUUAUUAAACAAAAUUUACCACCAAAGAAGCCAUUACCACCUUAUGUUAGAUUCACUCAAGAAAUUAGAGAUUCUAUUGUUAGAGAAAAUCCAAAUUUAACUUUUGGUGAAAUUAGUCAAGUGAUAAGUAACAAAUGGUCGAAUUUAAAUAAUACGGAAAAGGAAAAAUAUGUUAAUCAAUAUAGGCAUAAUCUUCAAGAUUGGAAUUCAAAAUAUUUAAAAUUUAAUUGA
Molecule: messenger RNA, 615 nt
Organism: Kazachstania africana CBS 2517
Lineage: Eukaryota; Fungi; Ascomycota; Saccharomycetes; Saccharomycetales; Saccharomycetaceae
Gene: ABF2
Product: DNA-binding protein ABF2
Exons: 1
Coding region: 1-615 (204 amino acids)
Source: RefSeq, a predicted model, not a curated record